AGUGUCCACAUUUAAAUUAAAGAAUUUUCAACCAAAUAAUUUUAUGAUGACUAAUGCAAUAAAUAGCAACAAAGAGUUGGUACCAAAAUGGAUUGAGGCCAAACUAUUCGAAAAUAUCUUGCUAGAAAAUGUUGAAAACUAUAAAAAUAUUAUAGAAUUUAAUGUUAAACCGGCUAUGCCAGCAGGAGAAAAUUAUGCCACCUAUAUGCUAAAAGUUGAAAUUGUAGUUGAAUUGCAAGAUUCGUCCAAAAAAUCUCUAUCUUUUAUGUUAAAAGUCAGUCAUGACAAUGAACAAUUGGGUGAAAUUGUGAAAGGUCACGACAUUUUUGAAAUAGAGAAGAACAUGUAUGAUGAAAUUGUACCAGCAUUUGAAAAACUUUAUGCCGACGUCGGGGUAGAAGUGAUAUUUGGUGCUAAAUCUUAUAAUUUCCCGAGUAAAAUGCAAUAUAUUUUAUUAGAAAAUCUGUGUACACGUGGUUUUAAAAAUGCCAAUCGUCUGGAAGGUCUAGAUAUGGAACAUACGAAAUGUGUUUUGAAAAAAUUAGCUCAAUGGCAUGCUGCUUCAGCAGUUCUAGUUGCUGGAAAGGGUCCUUGUGAAAAACAAAUAACACAUAUCAAUUUCCAGGAAGAAGGUGACGGCGUUAUGAAAGCUAUGUUCAUGAGUAUGGGUAAAGUUUUCUUUAAUUGUGCUAAGAAUUAUAGCAACUACAGCGAGUAUGCAGAUGAUCUUAACUCAGCCAAGACCACUAUGAUCAAUGAAUUUUUCAAAUUGUCAACACCCAAUCCAAAUGAAUUUAAUGUUUUGAAUCAUGGUGACUGUUGGUGCAACAAUGUCAUGUUUCAAUAUGAUGCCUUUGGUAAAAUCAAGGAAACAUACCUCAUUGACUAUCAAACACCCAAAUACGGUUCACCGGCUCAAGAUUUAUUUUACUUUUUAUUAUCAUCCACCCAAUAUGAUAUCAAAAUAAAUCAAUUUGAUUAUUUAAUUAAAUUCUAUCAUGAUCAGCUGGUGAAAAAUCUGCAAGUGUUGAAGUACAGCAAUAGAGUACCCACUCUAACGGAACUACAUACAAUGUUGUACAAAUACGGCAUUUGGGGAUUUUCGACGGUAGCUGGUGUUAUGUCUGUCACGCUUUUAGAUCCCACAAAUACAGCUAAUAUAGAUAAUUUUAUUGCUGAUUCGGAUGCUGGUUUGGCAUUGAAGACCUUGAUGUAUUCAAAUGAACGUUAUCGUAAACAUGCUGAAGCUCUAUUGCCUUGGUUAAAAAAUCGUGGUGCUUUGUCGUUCUGAUGCUAUUUUGUAAAAUGUUUAGAAUGCUUUGUUAUUUUUUUUGUUUAUUAUUAUUAUUUUAAAAAAUCUAAUAAUACCUUACCAUGUUUAUUGUAAUAUUUCAGUCUUAAACUUGAUCAAAUAAAGUGAAUAAAAUAAGA
Molecule: messenger RNA, 1431 nt
Organism: Calliphora vicina (urban bluebottle blowfly)
Lineage: Eukaryota; Metazoa; Arthropoda; Insecta; Diptera; Calliphoridae
Exons: 3
Coding region: 44-1291 (415 amino acids)
Source: RefSeq, a predicted model, not a curated record